AUGCCACUUUCAAGCAGCUCCACGUCCUCUUCCAAGAGCAUCCGCAGAGCCGGCUCGGAAUUAGAACGCUCGGACUCCAUCACGGUAGGAUACGGCAAACUUUUUGCCACUUAUCCACCAAAAUAUGACUUUUUAAAAAGGGGGGAAAUAUUUCAAAAUAAUACUGCGUGUGCUGUUAUUGCACAAAAAACUGUUCAGUUUUUCCUUUUCCUUCAAUUGAAAAUUUCUGGUGCGUUUUACCAGUCUCAACGCUUCCCUGGAAGACGGCGGAGUUUGAUUGACGACGCGCGCAAGGAGCGCGAAGCCGCAGCCGCUGCGGCAGAAGCGGCGGAAGCCAGCGAGCAGAUCGUUUUCGAAGAAGACGACGGAAGAGCCCUCGUCAACCUUUUCUUCACUUUAGCCAGCAACAAGACGCAGUUGCUGUCCAGAACGCUUAAAGUCUUUGAGACAUUCGAAGCCAAAAUCCAUCAUUUGGAGACGCGGCCGAGCCGCAAGCAAAAGGACAACUUGCAGAAUUUGGAGUAUUUUGUGCGAUGCGAGGUGCAUCUUUCCGACGUCAGCACGCUCAUCAGUUCCAUUAAGAGGAAUGCAGAAGAUGUCAAGACGACCAAGGAAGUCAAAUUUCACUGGUUUCCCAAGAAAAUCUCCGACUUGGACAAAUGUCACCAUCUGAUCACCAAAUACGACCCGGACUUGGAUCCCGAACAUCCCGGCUUCACGGACCCCGUCUACAGAGAGAGGAGAAAAACCGUGGCCGACAUCGCCUUCGGAUACAGACACGGCGAUUCCAUUCCCAGAGUGGAAUACACAGAAGCGGAGAUUGCCACUUGGAGAGAAGUCUACUUGACACUGCGGGACUUGUACAGCAGCCAUGCCUGCAGCGAAUACCUGGAGUCCUUCCGUCUCCUGGAAAAGCAUUGCGGCUACAGUCCGGACAACAUCCCUCAGCUGGAAGACGUGUCCCGCUUCCUCAAAGAACGCACCGGUUUUAUGCUGCGUCCGGUGGCGGGUCUCCUCUCGGCGCGGGACUUCCUGGCCAGUUUGGCCUUCCGGGUCUUUCAGUGCACGCAGUACAUCCGCCACGGAUCGUCGCCCAUGCAUUCCCCGGAGCCCGACUGCAUCCACGAACUUUUAGGCCACGUUCCAAUGCUGGCCGACCGCACCUUUGCACAGUUUUCCCAGAGUCUUGGCUUGGCAUCACUGGGAGCUUCAGAAGAGGAUAUUGAGAAACUCUCCACACUCUACUGGUUCACCGUGGAGUACGGUUUAUGCAAACAAAAUGGCGAAGUGAGAGCCUACGGCGCCGGCCUGCUUUCUUCUUACGGAGAACUCCUGCACUCGCUCUCCGACGAACCCGAGACCAGGGAGUUUGACCCGGAAGCGGCGGCGGUGCAGCCCUACCAAGACCAGACCUACCAGCCCGUCUACUUUGUUUCCGAGAGUUUUGCCGACGCUAAGGAGAAAUUCAGGACGUUCAUGGCAGGGAUCCGCCGACCCUUCUCCGUCCACUUUGACCCGUACACGUGCAGCAUCGAGGUCCUGGACAACCCCUUGAAGAUUCAAGGAGGCCUGGAAAGACUCAAGGACGAGCUGAAGAUGCUGACCGACGCCCUCAACGUUUUGGCCUGA
Nerophis lumbriciformis (worm pipefish) is the source of this 1629-nucleotide messenger RNA. The record is from RefSeq and is a predicted model, not a curated record. Lineage: Eukaryota; Metazoa; Chordata; Actinopteri; Syngnathiformes; Syngnathidae.